Molecule: messenger RNA, 600 nt
Organism: Dimorphilus gyrociliatus
Lineage: Eukaryota; Metazoa; Annelida; Polychaeta; Dinophilidae
Source: the annotation of a GenBank genome assembly
AAUUGUCUUUCACUUUCCGAAUGAUAAACUGUGUUGCGAGCAUUCUCAAAUAUGAAGAUGCUUCCUUGUAUAGCUUCAGAAUCAGAAUCACAGGGAUGUAAUGAUUAUAAUGCUGUAGCAUUAUGUGAUAGCAAUAAAGAGUUGACUAUCAGAUCUGACAAUGAUCAAACAAGGAAGCUUAAAGUAUGUUUAAGUAUUCCAUUGUUUAAACCCUACGUGCAGCUAACAAGACGAAAAGGAGGAAUAAAAGAGUUUAAAUACCAAAAGAAGGAUUUCUGUGUAGAGAAAUGCGGCAAUCCUAUUUUAAGCCCAACAACUCCACCUGAAGAACAGAACGUUGACAUAGAACUUGCACCUGUUGCGGAAGUCCUCCCAUUUCUUUAUAUUGGCAAUGAACGAGAUGCCUCGGAUAGAUGCACAAUUGACUCUUUCGGUAUUACUCACAUUUUGAAUUGUACUUCACACCUUCCUGAACACUUUUCGUCAUGUGGAAUUAUUUAUCAGCGACUUCCAGCAAAUGAUAGCUCGCAACAAGAUCUCAAACAAUAUUUUGAGGAAGCCUUCGAAUUUAUUGGCAAGUAUAUUAAGAAUGUCUUAUGA